CAGAUGAUUAUAAAAUUUGCACAUUUUGUUUUAUUGUUUGAUUUUGAUAAAAGAUAAUUUAUUUUAUUAGUAAUAGAAACCUUUAGAUUUUUUAUUCCUUUUCAAAAAUGUGUUAUUUAUCUCUUACAACUUGUUUAAUUUUUAUUUUUUUGACUUGUGUUCAACAGCUGACUUGAAAGUCGAUUAAAUAGUAAACAGCUGACUAAAAUCGUCUGUGGAACUGCGAGUUGAUAAGCAAAGGGCAAGAGCUACAAUGGAGUCUCAAUUCUCACCACACUUUAAAUUGCCGUUUGCUGAUUUCGGAAACUUUUUUGUCUCACAUCAAGACUUUGGACCUUGUGCUAAAAUGGAAAUGCAAGCUUUGAAUUGCUUAGAAGCGUACGGUCGUGUUCGUGCCCAGGAGAAAUGUGCUGACCUCAUAAGUGACUUCAAGGAAUGUUUCCAUGGAAACUUACAGUACAAGAGAAUGUUGGCAAUGCGACUUGAAAGACACAGGCAGUACUACAUGGGCGAGAGGGAACAGCAUUUUGCCCCUUCACCCAAGUCUGGAAGUUUUUAAUUAUAAUUUUCAAAAUUGAUUACAAAGUAGUAUGAUUGUUCUCAUUGAGUUUCAUAAUGUAUAAAAAUUCAUCAAUAUAAAAUUUAUCUAAUUAAAAUAUUGCUUUUCUUCAUUCGA
Nilaparvata lugens (brown planthopper) is the source of this 676-nucleotide messenger RNA. RefSeq lists its product as uncharacterized. The transcript has 3 exons. The record is from RefSeq and is a predicted model, not a curated record. NCBI's taxonomy places the organism in Eukaryota, Metazoa, Arthropoda, Insecta, Hemiptera, Delphacidae. Bases 254 to 559 code for a protein of 101 amino acids.